Molecule: messenger RNA, 1292 nt
Organism: Purpureocillium takamizusanense
Lineage: Eukaryota; Fungi; Ascomycota; Sordariomycetes; Hypocreales; Ophiocordycipitaceae
Exons: 1
Coding region: 177-1076 (299 amino acids)
Cellular component (GO): mitochondrial large ribosomal subunit
Molecular function (GO): structural constituent of ribosome
Source: RefSeq, a predicted model, not a curated record
AAAUCUCGGCCAGCAUCAGUCGACGGCAAGGCAUACAAACACAUACACGCGCGCAUCACGACAGACGGCCUCGGUUGCGUCCCAAUGCCAUUCUUUUUCACAUUAUAGCAGCGUCCGACACAUUCCACGUCAAUUUUGCGGCUCUCCGCCCUGCGCCCGACACAUUCAACCGCACAAUGGGGCCUCAGCCGGCCUGGUCCUCGUUGCGACGGGUGACACACCUGAUUCCCUGCCAGGCCUCCUCUGCUUCCGCCACCUCCGCUUCAUUACCCUUCCUCGCCAGCUCUAGGCCCCUGAAGAGAGAUACAACGUUCGCAACGAGAACAUCAACGUCUCCAGCCCACCUUGCCGCGCGGCUAUUUUCGACGACGCCUCCCGUCCAGACGAAGACCAUUAAGCCGCACCGCCUGCCCUCCAACCUCAUCCCAGAGUACCCCUAUGGCGAGCGACGCAUCUACAAGCAAUCCAACAAGGGUCUGUAUGGCAGCGCGCGUAUCCGCUUCGGCAACAUCGUCGCGGAGAAGCACAAGAACAAGUCGCGGCGGUACUGGCGGCCCAACGUGCAUGUCAAGGCCUUCUACUCGCCCGCCUUGGACGCCCGCGUCAAGACGCGCCUGACGCUGCGCGUCCUCAAGACGAUCCGCCGCGAGGGCGGCAUCGACAACUACCUGCUCAAGAGCAAGCCCGCCCGGAUCAAGGAGCUCGGCCCCGGCGGCUGGAACCUGCGCUGGCUAGUCAUGCAGACCCAGGCCGUGCAGCGCCGCUUCAACGAGGAGCGCGUCGCCCUCGGCCUCGAGCCCAAGGAAAUCGAGGACCGCGACGACAUCAUCCAGUACGCUCUCGACUACGCCACCCCGGGGCCCUUGAGCGUGCGGAGCCGUGCCACGCUGAGCGAGAUGAACGACGCCAUGAACGACGCCUUUGUGCUUGGCGACGACGAGGCCGCCCUCACCGACCUUGAGGGCAUUGAGGAGCUGUCAGACGAGGCGGAGGAGCUGCUGUUGCGCGAACUGGACGAGGUGGAUCAUGCUACCAUAGCCAAUGCGGAGACGGAGAAGCGGAGAGCGGAUGUCUAGAUGACUUAUCACUUGUACUCUUACAUGAAGAUUACCACUUGUACUUAUGCUUGUCAAUCGCUUGCGUCAACCUUUGUGUGGCAGGUCGCGGCGUUUUCGCUUGCGGGAGCUACUCGUCCGACUAUACUGCGCGGUGCUUUUACUGCCGCCCCCGCCACCAGACGCGGGCAUCGGGGAAAUGAAAAUCAUUUAAAUAGCUUUGACAUAUUUUGCACC